AUGGGCGUCAUCUGGCAUAUGGUGGCCAAUCCCUUCUACGCUGGACAAGAUGGUAUGGCUAUGAUCACAGCCGAUAUGGACCGUGACGACAAGAGGACUGUCAAAAUCGUUAAUGAUCCACGGUUGGAAAUGGUAGACGCGGAACGUGAUUUGCGAAGACUUGUGGCUUCAGAACUGGAGGGACUCAUGUUGAUCGGUGGCGUGGAUCUCAAGUACAUCCCCGGUAUGAAUAUUGAUGGCGUCGAAAAGACGGGCGGUCUGGCCAUAAUUGAUCAUGGUUCGGGGCUCAAGCGACAGUGGACCAGUGCCAUCUCCAUGGAAGAUGCCGCCGCAGCACAGAUGACAUCCACCCCUGGUGCGAGUGUCGUCCCAAGGCUCGGAAGGGUAGCACGAUGGUAUCUCCCGACCAUGGCGGCGGUAGCCAUUGGUAUGAUCUACCUUCCCAAGACCGCAUCACAGCCUCGCCGACCCCUUACGCUCGGUGAUGCUAAUGCCAACAUAGGCUUUGGCGUGACCAAUGCACUCAACGAGGCCAACCGCAAAGUACACUCUGCGCUUGAGCUCACUCAAGAACAAAAGAACCAGAUGCUCAUGGACUCUUACGGCGAGCGCUCAAGCUUGGAGGACAUGGAGCGGGCAAUUGCUGGACUCGAGGCCAAGAUGACCACCCAGAAGGACAGGAACAGGAUCUUGGAAGAGGCUUAUGGCGACAAGGCCAGCCUUGAGGACCUCCAGAGGGCCAUGGAGCUGUACGAGGUGCAGUGA
Messenger RNA from Alternaria ventricosa, 765 nucleotides. RefSeq lists its product as uncharacterized. The coding region runs from base 1 to 765 and encodes 254 amino acids. The record is from RefSeq and is a predicted model, not a curated record. The transcript has 3 exons. NCBI's taxonomy places the organism in Eukaryota, Fungi, Ascomycota, Dothideomycetes, Pleosporales, Pleosporaceae.